Acanthocheilonema viteae is the source of this 2112-nucleotide messenger RNA. NCBI's taxonomy places the organism in Eukaryota, Metazoa, Nematoda, Chromadorea, Rhabditida, Onchocercidae. The record is from the annotation of a GenBank genome assembly.
AUGAAUAUUAUUGUACCACAUGUUGGUGCGAUUGUUACCAGUCAGAGUUUAACAAAUGCAGCAAACUUUUUACCACCUGACGUAAUCGGUUGGGAAAAAUGGAAUACUGUUUUAAUGCAUCCAGAAACAAUGGCUAAACUUCACAUAUUACCUCGUGCACCUUGUUGGUUAACAAAUAUCGGUGCUAAUGGUGACAACAAUAUUAUUGGUGUGCAAUGCGUAACAGUUUGGCCAUGUGAUGAGGUCAAGGAAAUACAUAUUUUCUUUCAAAAGGCUCGAAUUAAUGUGAAGUAUCGGUUAAAUGUUGUGAGUACCGAAAACAUUAGAAAAGUUUCAAUUAUACAAUUGCGUCCAUCAUCUGGAAAACAUUUUUUGCCAAUUUAUGCCAAAAAACAUUUCCGUGAUUAUGUGGCGAUUUACCUAUGCAAUGGGUAUUUAGGAAUCAAUGUACCGGUAUACAUUUAUUAUUAUGGACAAGAGCAUAGCUUCGAUAUUGUGUUAUCGGAAACAGAAAUGUUGAAAAUGUUAAAAAUUUCAUCCGAUUUAUCAUCAGCCAUGUUGCUAAGACCCAAACUGGAUUGUGCCUAUCACGUAGUUGACAAUGCGGUAACAUCAACCGUUUCCUCUCCUUUAACGUUUAAAGAGUUUGGUGGAGCGGAAAAUGCUAAGAAGGAAAUUGAAGAAGUCUUGAUAAAACCAUUAAAAGGAGGAAAGGAAGCAUGUUCAGUGAUUUUAUCAGGAUAUACAGGGUGUGGAAAAACGUUAUUUUUACAUAUAAUACAAGAGUGUUUGCAAAAUAAAGCUCUUUGGUUGUCGAAGAGAGAGUUUGAAGAUUUUCUCGAGAAUGGCGCUGUAAAUUAUGACCAGAAAAUGGCGUUGUUGGUGGACGAUUUCGACAACAUGAAACAGUACAAUGAAAAAUUAUGCAAUUUUAUGGAUACAUAUACGAAUUUCUCAUUCGUAUUAGCAGUACGUAAUGUCGAAGCCAUUGAUCUGCCAUUGCGAGGAAGAUUUCCGUGUGAAUUAGAAUUACUGGUGCCAUCAUUACCGGAAAGAAUGGAAAUUCUACAUUUGUUGCUAAAAACGAAACAGUUAAAAUUAUCCUCAGCUCAAGAACUGAUAAAAGAUAUUGCUCAGAAAAGUCACGGUUAUACGGGUGGUGAUUUGAAAGCAAUUGUUCAUCGUGUCUGUACCAAUUUUGAAUUUACCGGUGAUAAGAGUGAAUUAUUUCAAUGUUUCGAUGUUGCACUGAAGCGCAUACGUCCAACGGGUAUUCGGCAGUUUGUACUUCAGGUACCUGAUAUCAGUUGGGAAGACAUUGGAGGAAAUCGGGAAUUGAAGAUGAAAAUUGAACAGGCAAUUUUAUGGCCAUAUCGAUACCCGGAAAUUUUCAAGCGUUUCGCUUCGAAGCCUCCAUCUGGUAUAUUAUUAUAUGGACCACCCGGUUGCAGCAAAACUUUAAUAGCACGAGCAAUUGCAUCACAGUCACGCAUGAAUUUUUUAGCAGUAAAAGGACCGGAAUUGUUUAGUAAAUGGGUUGGCGAAUCGGAAAGAGCCAUACGAGAACUUUUCAGGCGAGCUCGGCAGGUAGCUCCGGCUAUUAUCUUUUUCGAUGAAAUCGAUGCAGUAGGUGCAAAUCGAGGAAAUCAAAACGAGAGCCAUGUUGGCGAACGCGUAUUGACACAGUUGCUUACCGAACUUGAUGGUUUGGAGGAAAAAGGUGAUGUACUGGUGCUAGCAGCUACCAAUCGACCCGAUAGAUUAGACAGUGCAUUACUAAGGCCAGGCAGAUUUAAUCUCACCAUUCAUGUCCCUUUGCCAGACGAAGAGACUAGGCUUGAUAUUUUGCGUAUUAGAUUGAAUCAAAUGAAAGUUAGCAUUGAUUUGGAUGUGGAAGAUAUGGGUAGAAGAACCAAAGGAUUUUCUGGUGCUGAAGUAGUCGAACUUUGUAAUCAGGCCGUACGUGAAGCGUUGCUCGAGAAUAGAAAUGCUGAUAAGCUUGAAUUUCGACAUUUCGAUCAAGCAUUGAACGAGAUUAUUCCGCGAACUCCAAAUUGGCUGUUGAGUAUUUAUGAAGAAUUUAAAAGAGGAGCCACAUUGGAUGUGAUCUAA